GAUUAAUAAUAAGUCACACAUAUAGCACAGCUUUUGGUUUGAAUGCCAACCUUGCAAGUAAUCGAUCUCCUUACCGAAAGGAGAAAACCUGCUAACCUUAAAACACAGCACAUCCUUUUCAGUUUUCUAUUUAACAAUUUCACACUCUCUCUUCUUCAUCUAAAUCAAUUAAUAAUAAUCUUCCUCUUUUUUUUUUCUCUCGUGGAUAAGAUCUCAAGAAUAUCAUAUACAAAAAGGGACCCACAUAACCCAUAAAUCAAACAAUAUCCACAUCUUCUAUACACCUCAACACAUUGUUUCAAAAUCAACAACAACCCAUUAAAGAUCAUUAUUCUCUUUUCAUUGCAAGAUUUGAUUUUGAGGACUUGUGUUUGUUCUCUAAGCUUCAAUAGAUUCUGGGUGUGAGUCAAAAAGCUUUAUUUUAUUUGAUUUAUUAUUAUUACCACAUAAUAAUAAUUAUCAAAAUUUGAUUUUUAAUUUUGGGGUAAAAGUUAAAGCCACGAGAUAUUUUGUGGUGAGUGCGGUUUGCUUUUAAAUAAUGUGUUUUUAAUUUUGUGUUGUUGAGUUGAAUUUUUCAUUCAUUAAUCGGUUAGUGACGGUUUUUGUCGUGUUCCUAUAUUACGUUUGUGUUGUGUGUGUGUCGUGUUUCGCCGGCUGUUUUUGUCUUAAAUCUAUUGAAUUGAAAGCAGAUUCAUUUGCUUUGCAAAUUUCAAUUUCUCUUUUCUCAGUUUUUCUUUGAUAAAUUGAUGUGAUUUUUGAAAGAAAAAAAAUUUGGUAGUAUAUAUAUUGGAUUAUAGAGAGAAAAGGGUUUCUGCAGAUUUAUCCACCGAAUAGAUGAUGUUAUGUUGGAGGAGUUUCUAGAUUCAUCUUCUUCUCUUCCUUCUUAUCCUCUUUUUGUCUGUUUUUCAGUGGAUUAGUGUUGGAACAAGUUAUAUUGGUUCAAUUGAAAUGAAGGAAUUUGCAUGAGGAAGAAAAUCGAACUGUCUCGCGAUGGAGAAUUCUUAUAAGGUUAAUGGAAAUGGACCAACUGAAAAUGGAUACUCUAUUGCUAGGCACACACACUCUUAUCAACCCUCCAUGAAGGGUUCAUUACCUUGGUUAGACAUAAGGGUAUUUUAUGUAAGAGUUAGCAAGUGUGAGCUUGAUAAUUCCGCUCCUGAGGUACUCACACUUAAUCAUGUUCCGUUGAAUCCUGAUACCCUUCUUGAAGUUAAUGGCGUACGUAGUAGUAUAUAUUCUGAUGGAAUAUCAACCCUUCUCAAAAGGGAUAGGGUAGAUCGAAAAUCGGAAGAAGUUACAUUUGUAAGCACUGAUAGCAUAAGGAUGAGUGGUAGUGUGAAGUUUGAGGUGUUUGAUAAAGAUAAUCUGCUUCUUUUUGGUGGUUUAGAAUUAUGUAACAGCAAUGGUAUUGUUAGAGAAUCAAAUUCUAAUGGACAAAGUUGGAGCAUGAAGUGUGAGUCAAACAUAAUUCCAGGCACCAAGUUCUUUAAGGAGAAGCAAUUGCUGUUGCCGGAGACUACUCUUCCAACAGUUGAGGUCUACAUUGCGGGGUCGUUCUCCUGUACUCCAAUCAUUUUAACAAAGACCCUGCAUCUUAGUUCUCAAAAAAGACAUACAAGGAAGGGGGCGUUGAAUGCAAUUCCAGAGGAUGAAGCAAAUGAAAAUGGGAAAGAUCCUACUGCGCUUGCUUUACAGGCCCCAGACUACCUGUACGACAAACACGAAGAUGAGGACUAUCACAGCCUAUACACGAGAACAACAUACGCUGAUGGUGAAGAUGGAGAACUUUCAUGGUUUAACGCCGGUGUUAGGGUUGGUGUUGGUAUUGGACUUAGUGUUUGUCUUGGAAUAGGCAUUGGAGUCGGCAUACUCGUUAAAUCAUAUCAAGGUGCCACCGGCCAAUUCAGAAGACGAAUGUUCUAAUAUUUACUCAAGUUCUCCUUCUUUUGUCUAUCUCCCUCUUGAUCCAAAGACAACUAACCAUAGUUUUGUCCAUCUCCAUCUUGGUCCAAAGACAACAUGUUUAAUGUCUUGUCCAUUGAGUGCAAAGGAUAUAUAUAAAUAUAAUUUUGGCUUGUUUGCUGUAUGUAAUAUAGUUUAUUUUUUGUACCAUUAUAUACCAGUUAUAAUGUUGAGUGAAGCAUGAAGAAGUUUUUUAUUA
This is a messenger RNA of Trifolium pratense (red clover), 2161 nucleotides long. RefSeq lists its product as uncharacterized. The transcript has 3 exons. The coding region runs from base 991 to 1923 and encodes 310 amino acids. Gene Ontology annotation, molecular function: phosphoglycerate dehydrogenase activity. NCBI's taxonomy places the organism in Eukaryota, Viridiplantae, Streptophyta, Magnoliopsida, Fabales, Fabaceae. The record is from RefSeq and is a predicted model, not a curated record.